AAACCGUUUUGACAGCUCGGCAGAGACAGCUAGCCGUCCAGCGGAGGGAGAGCUUCCUGUCUGUUUAUAGUUUUUUAUUUGGGUUGCUGGCCUAUAUUUGCUUUUCAAUCCUUUUCAAAUCCAUCAUGACAUCCCCCGUAGACGACAGCGACAAGGAAAAGAUGCGCUCCGUGUCUGUGGAUCUAAACCACGAUGCCUCUCUUCUCAUCGACAUUCCUGACGCGCUGUGUGAAAGGGACAAGGUCAAGUUUACCGUCCACACCAAGACCACGCUUAGCUCUUUCCAGAAGCCAGAGUUCUCCGUUCCCAGGCAGCACGAAGACUUCAUCUGGCUUCACGACACUCUGGUGGAGACGGAAGACUAUGCAGGACUCAUCAUUCCUCCAGCGCCUCCAAAGCCCGACUUUGAGAGCCCGAGAGAAAAAAUGCAUAAACUGGGUGAAGGUGAAGCUACCAUGACGAAAGAGGAGUACACUAAAAUGAAGCAGGAGCUGGAGGCUGAAUAUCUGGCCGUGUUCAAGAAAACUGUCCAAGUGCAUGAAGUCUUCCUGCAGAGAGUGUCCUCUCACCCCAAUCUAAGCAAAGACAGAAACUUCCAGAUUUUCUUAGAGUAUGACCAGGAUCUCACCGUGAGAAGAAAGAACGCCAAGGAGAUGUUCGGAGGAUUCUUUAAAAACAUGGUGAAGUCAGCCGACGAGGUCCUUAUCUCAGGAAUAAAGGAGGUCGAUGACUUCUUCGAGCAGGAGAAGACUUUCCUGCUCGACUACUACAGCAAGAUAAAAGACUCGACCGCCAAAGCAGAGAAAAUGACCCGCGCGCACAAAAAUAUUGCUGAUGAUUACAUUCACGUCUCUGCCACUCUGAACAGCCUCUCAGCUGACGACAGCACAGCAAACAAGAAGCACCUGGAGAAGUUGUCCGACCUGUUUGAGAAGCUCAGGAAAGUGGAGGGACGAGUAGCAUCAGACCAGGAGCUGAAACUCACAGAGCUGCUCAGAUAUUACAUGAGAGACAUCCAGGCCGCCAAGGAUCUUCUGUACAGGCGAGCCCGGGCGUUAGCCGACUAUGAGAACUCUAACAAGGCUUUGGAUAAAGCUCGACUGAAGAGUAAAGACAUCCCUCAGGCCGAGGAGCACCAGCAGCACUGCCUGCAGAAAUUUGACAAGCUCUCCGAGUCCGGGAAGAAAGAACUGACCAGUUUUAAGGGAAGGCGUGUCAUCGCCUUCAGGAAGAACCUCAUCGAGAUGGCCGAGCUCGAGAUUAAACACGCCAAGAACAACGUGACUCUAUUGCAGGGAUGCAUCGAUCAGCUGAAGAGCUACUGAUGUGUUUCUCAGUACUUCCUGUCCCACCAUCACCAUCACCAAGUGACCAGUCAUAGCAAAACAGGAAACAUGGCGUCCCCCGGGGGGCCCUCGCACAAACAUGAAUCCAAGCCCCCUCUCUGCUUCCACCCACGGGUCUGAUGCCACUUUAAAAAAAAAAAAAACCUGCACGAGAACAAGUGUCUUGUAAGCAGAAUGUCUUCAUGUUUACAGAAUCCCUGUCCUCUGCUCCGUGGUCCGUCUCGUUCCAAUAUUCAAAGAGGCCGCAAACACGACUGACUUCCAUUUUUUCUGCAGCACAGAUAGACAUGAUUUCCUUUUUCACCCUCAUUUCUUUUUUUCUCAUUUUGACAUCGAGCACAAACUGACAAUUUUGCCUUUUUGUUUAGAUUUUUGACGCUGAAGUUUUCUCUUAUGUCCCCCUUUAAAAACUCUUCUAGAAGCGUUGAGGACGUCGUUUAUUGCGUCGUCUGUUGGAGCGUUUUGUGUUUGCUAACAGAAGUUUACAGAUCUAGUGCCUGUAAAAAAAAAAAAAACAUCCUCAUGCUCUGAAAUUUAAAGUACAACCAAACGAGUACAGAAAGCCCACGAACAGAUCGUCUUCAAGUGUUUUUUAAAAAACAGCAGCACUUCACCUCAGGAAUGGAUCGUUGGGCGUGGCCUCAGAUCCGGCAGGUUAUCAAAGAUGCACGGUAGUUUAGCGAGUCGUAAACGAUUUCUGGGUAGGAAAAAGUGAAAUAAAAAGCUCUACGAGCAGAAAGCAUUUCUCAAAGGGAAUUCAACUUUAGUUAUUUAGUUUGAUUUGCACAAACCCCCUCGUCAUCUCCCCCCCCCCCCCCCCCCCCCCCGACAAACGGCCUUCUUUACUCUUUUCAUCGUGUCCUUCUUGAUGUUUUUCUUUAUCAUGACCUAAAUUUCCCCUUCUCUUUAUUCCGAUGGGGUCUCAACAACAUUUUUCUAAGCAGUGUCUGUAUUUUAAAGACGUUAUAUUAUAAAAUAAAAAGAUGCACUAAAACAAUGAGAAAUACUGAACGACCCUCGCCCCCGGCUCAGUGGAGUGUCAAAAUGCAUCGUAGUUUUGUACAAGAUUGAAUGUAUUUCUAAUGGAUUCCUGCUGUGUGGAUUCCUUCACACGAUCCUUUCAUACAAAAUAUUAUUAGCAUUUUAUAAAUUUGUAUUAAUGGCAUUGAAUAAAUCCUACUUUCCCACA
This is a messenger RNA of Labrus mixtus (cuckoo wrasse), 2535 nucleotides long. It is a transcript of the gene snx5, whose product is annotated as sorting nexin 5. Gene Ontology annotation, molecular function: dynactin binding; phosphatidylinositol binding. NCBI's taxonomy places the organism in Eukaryota, Metazoa, Chordata, Actinopteri, Labriformes, Labridae. Gene Ontology annotation, cellular component: endosome. Gene Ontology annotation, biological process: pinocytosis. The transcript has 13 exons. The record is from RefSeq and is a predicted model, not a curated record. Bases 126 to 1325 code for a protein of 399 amino acids.